Molecule: messenger RNA, 4842 nt
Organism: Chara braunii
Lineage: Eukaryota; Viridiplantae; Streptophyta; Charophyceae; Charales; Characeae
Source: the annotation of a GenBank genome assembly
GCCGAAGCAGCUACCAACCGUAACCAGCUUCGCAAAUACGCCACAUCCGUCCUCAUGCAGCAGGAAGCAUCUCAUACCACCGCACGCCAAGAAUGGAACUUUGUUCCGACGGAGAGGCACCCGGAGUCGACUGCGAAGGAACAGACCAAGGCAGCACUCUUCCACCUCAUGCACCAGCUCCUCACUUGCAACUUCCAACAAGUGGAGUUGGCUCGACAGAUACGUAUCAUCUCAUAUUACGAGGAGACUCACAAGAGUUUCCACACCCGCCUUGAGGAAUCGGAGAAGGAUGACGUGCCGCACAGGCACAUGGCAUCCUCAAGCACCGAUCCAUCGGUCCGCGAACUGGGGGAACAAACGGAUCAUCUGGUAGCACUCAUCGAAAAUCUGAACAACUUCCAAUGGUCGGCGACCAUCGGUCAACGAAUGGCUGCAGUCCAGGCUGACCUGCGCCAGCUGCAGCAGCAACCAACCGGGACCUGCAACAGCAUGACGCCCAGACAAUACAAGAUGUCGAAGUUCAGCAUCGAGAAGUUCGAUGACUACAACACGGCGGACCCCAUGACUUGGUGGCAAGGGUUCACCAAUGAGCUUGCCAUUCACCUUGUUCCGCCGGAAUCAAAGGUCUCAGCACUUUACAUUUGCAGCACCGCUGCCAGCCAAGUGUGGCUCAAUCACCUGGCACAAACCGAAGGCGUCGAGGUCGCAGCCCUCUACACCAAGUUGACUUGGGAGGCCGUCACCGAGAAGUGGCGGAAGCGUUUCAUCGUCGACGACGCUCAAGGCAAAGGUGCAAACCGGAUCUUCACCAUGCACCAAGGCAGCCAGCCAACCCGCGAAUGGCUAACAGAGUGGCAGAAAAACGUGACGAUCUCGAAUCUCAAUAUACCAUUCGUGCAUCUGUGUCGCGAAUUCUUCCAGCGGUCGAUCGACGGGUUGAGCACGACCCUUGGGGAGCACAACUUGUACACGGACUUUGACCAGAUCGUGGACAAGGCGCGCGAGGUAAUCCAAUCAAAUCGGUGGGGACAAGAUGAUGACCAGGUGCUGACUCACGAGUCUAGUGAAGGAGACGGAGUCAACGCCCUUCCGCCACGACGCAACAAGAAGAAGAAGAAGGCGAAAUCCAUGUCAACAACGCAAAGACGACGUCCGCCCAUGACAAAGCUCGAGAAACUGAGCUCCGCGGGAAGUGAGGCGACUCCACUUCCUUCUCCGCCGGACAUGGUUACCUUGCUAGCAACCUCCUCCACGCCCCGGGAACAUGCGUAUGUCGCAAGUCUUCAAGAGAGUUACGAAGACUACGCUGUCCAGCUGGUCCCUCCGUUGGACCAACCUCUCCACGUGCAAGAGUCAUAUGCAUGCGCGACUUCAUCACCAUCGCCAACUGAACCACCAUCCUCGCCGACACUACUUGGGGACUCGUCGGUAUGGUCUAGACUUGAGAACCUCGACCGAUUGACGUCGGAGGACUUCCAAUGGAUGCCUCUUCCCCCAUUUGGUUACUUGUCGAAGCCGCAUUGCAACGCCUUGAUGGUGGAACUACGCAACUACUUGCACGUUGCAAUACCAACUCUGGUGAUGGAGUACGGAGCAGCGGUUGUUGAUGUUCGCGAGUACAUUGCGAAGAUCGACCGCGAGUACGCCAUGCAACGCCACUACCGUGUCGUCGACGGCUACUUGCUUCUUCACUCACAAGGCAAGGACUUACUAUGCGUCCCACACGACUGUCGCUUACGAACUUGCCUUCUCGACGAGUACCACGACUCACGACUCGCCGCCCACUUCGGAGUCAACUGUACGAUUGCAAGACUUCGACAACGAUUCCGGUGGUCUGACCUCAUUACCGACGUCACUCAGUAUUGCGACUCUUGCGAAGUUUGCCAACGAAGCAAACCCCUCAAUCGCAACCCCUAUGGCGAGUUACGCCCGUUGCCUAUCCCGCGGGAACCCGACCUCUCCAUGGCUAUGGACGUCACCGGCCCGUUCCCCCCCGACCGCUUCGGGCAUGACGGCAUUCUCACGGUCGCCGACCGUUUGAGCAAGUACGCGCGAUUUCUCCCCUCCAAGUACUACGCCACGGCUCCCGAGCUUGCACGACUCUUGCACACCGGUUGGAUUUGCGGCCACGACAUUCCGGAAUACAUCGUCAGCGACCACGACAUUUUGGACUUCCCUCAUGAAGGACUCCAGCACAGAGAUGAAACCGAGUUCGGCUCGGCAUCCACAAAGGGACGAGCAAGCGGAGGAGGCACAUCAAACCGCCCAAAUGAUGCUCCGUCACUCAUCCGUCUGCAUCAGAAGGAUCGGGUUGACUGCCUCCCCGACAUCGAGUUCGCCUACAACACUUCGUUGCAUCCAGCGAUCGGCGUGACACCAUUGGAGUUGCACCAUGGUGGCCGAAAAGGCCGUAUCUUCGCUAAUCUUACAUUCCCAAGAACUGUCGACAUUAACGCCGCUUGUUCUCCCGCCUCCGAUCGGAAGUAUCGGGACUUGCUGGCUAAAGCCUGCACCAACAUGCAAAAGGCUCAAGUCCGCAUGCAACAGCAAGCCAAUCGACGUUGCGUGCCAUGCCCUAUCCGCGCCGGCAACCUUGUUUGGGUCUCCACGGAGGAAUUUGCGCUUGAACAAGACGUCUCGCUCAAGCUACUUCCCAAGUGGUUUGGACCAUGGACCGUCACAUCAACCGUGGGGGAUGAGCCCGAUGGCCCGUCCUUUGUGAUCGAAAUCCCGUCGCAUCUGACGAUCCACCCGAUUUUUCACGCCUCCAAGCUGGCUGCAUAUACACCAGCCAAGCGCGACAACUUCCUGGGCCGACGAUCGCAGGACCCUCCUAUGGACGGUCAUCAGGAAGUCGAGCGCAUCAUCAUGCAUCACAAGCAUGACAACAAGCCAAUGCAGUACAAGGUCACACUCAAGUGGUGCGACUGCGACGACACGCGAUGGAUCUCACGAGCAGCCUUGCAAGCCUCCGCACCACUCAUCUACGCCGAAUAUGAGAAGCAACGACUAACCACGGGAGCUGCAAAGCCUGCCCCUCCCACCCGGACUCGGUCCCUCCCUCCAACAGAUAGCUUCACCCUCGCAGAACUUCAUAGCAUUCAGAAAAGUCACUGGGGACUUGUGCUUCUCAUCCAAGAGGACAGGAAGCCCGUUUCCUUGAGCAUCUUUGACCAUGAAAAUUGGGGACUCCCUGCUGCAGCGCCCACCAAGGUGAUGAAGAUGGCUGCCACCAUAGCCAGAGUGGGGAUCACGGUCACUGAUGAUGUUCUCGGGGAAGCCGUGAUGGCGUGCGACAUGAUCGAAGAAGAGGGUGGCGACGUCUUUGGCACUGUGCGAAGUCGUGCAAGGAAUGAAGUGGGCACGUUUGGUCAAGCGGCAGACAAUGACGUAGAUGCAAUCAUGCCCGCGGUCGGUCUUGGGGAGGCUGCACACGAAGUCCAUGGAGAUGGACUGCCAACGGACAGAGGAAACAAUGGUGUUGUUAGUGCGGAUGGUGAAGUAUUGCCCGUCGAGCUACGGGCGCCAAACUAUGAGGGUGUGAAUCACGGCGAGGACUUCCUUGUCGUUGGAGGGGUAAUUCAUCUCCGAGGGAAGGAGCUUCUUGCUUGCGAAGGCGAUGGGGUAUUCGCUGGGUGGACCCUCGGGGUGAGUGGGCGAGUCCUUGAUGGAGGGGGUCUCGGCGGUGUCGCAGGGGAAAUGUUGGGACAGUACGGCUCCAAUGGCGAAGUCGGAGGCGUCAGUGGUGACAUAGAAAUGGCGAGUGGGGUCGGCGAUCUUGAGGACAGGGGCCGUGGUGAUGGUUUGCUUGACGGAGACAAUGUGGCCGAGGUAUUCGAUGCUCGAAGCAGCAAACGUACAUUUGUUGAGCUUGGUGUAGAAUUUUUGCUCUCGGAGGAUCGAGAGGACUUGGCGAAUAUGCUAGAGGUGGGACUUGAAGGUGGGGCUAAAGAUGAGGAUGUCAUCAAGAUACACGACGACAUAGACUUCGAGGAGGUCUCGGAAGAUGUGAUUCAUGGUGGACUGGAAUGUGGUGGGGGCAUUGGUGUCAAGGUCAGGGGAGGUGAACUCGUCCGAGGAGGUGGUGGACGUGGUGUCCUCAGAGGCGAUGUUGUGGAAGAAGUGAGGGCGGGGAGGGGCCGACCCGCCAACGAUGGGGAGCCAAUGGAUGACGGGGAUGCCGUGAAGGGAGAAGGCUUGUUGGAGUUUGGUGAGAAAGAGGAGGACAUUCUCAUGGGGUUGGCCCGAGAAGGGGUUGUCGUCUUGGGCGAGGAGGGAAGUGGAGCGACCAUGGUGGAGGUAGUGGUGGAUGAGGGUGGGGGUGUACAUGUGGAUGGUGUUGGUGUGGAGGUUGAAGCGGAGGCUUGCCCGGAGGAGGGUGUGGAGGAGGGGGGUGUGGCCGUGGUGACGACCGUGACGGCGGGGCAGUUUCCCUCGAGCAUGGUGACACGAUCGAAGAUGGCGGCCAUGGUGGUGUUAAUCGUGGCGAGGGAGGAUUUGAGGGCGGUCAAUGUUUGGAGGAUAGUUGCGAGUUCCAAGGUGGUGGUGGUCGAAGUUGGCUGAUCGCCUGCGAGUUCGCAGGCAAUGCUGUUGACGGAGUCGGAAUGAAGAUCAGACAUGUUGAUGGAAGAUUGAGCCAUGGUGGGGGAAGAGGGAGUGGAUGACGUGGCCGGAGCGUAAGCAAAGGUGGUAGCAACGGAUGUGAUAGCGGCAGCGGCAUCAGCGGCGGCACGUUUGGAGGUCAUGGUUUGGCGUGGUGGCAUGUGGAGGUGGGGGGGACAAUUCCUAUUUACAAGAAUAGAGCGUCGUCAAGUGAUUUAGCAAUGAAGGUAGCAGAGAAUC